GAUGGCGACUGGCGCUAAAUGCUGCGUCGGAUCUACGGACAAAGCAUGUCCUGCGUAAAUACGUCCUCUCAGGAAAUUCAGGUCAAACCGGAAAUGAAACGGGCGCGCAUUAUCGAGCGAUAGCUGUCAAAGUUUUGCCAUGCAUGCUUCGCUCUCUCACUCGAGGGUAUAGCUUGGAAGUUGGACUUUAUGGAGGCGGGUGCAGUAGUGUUAUACGCGCGACGCGGAAUCGGAAAUUGCUUCGACGCUAUGCGAAUCGCUCGUGACACGGACUGCUGUAUAAGGAAUAUUGAACGUCUAAUGGGUGUCGUCGUUGAGAGCAAAAAUCAUGCCGCGAUUCCGAUUUAGCUGAAAAAAAGCGAUCGAUUCUUGCACCUGUAAACACCAUAUCCGCAAUUUCAAUUCCGCAGAGUAAGAAAGCCCAGCCCCGUACGAACGAUCCCAUAAAAGCGCGCGCGCGCUCCUUAAACCAUCAAGGCUCAGGGUACGCUCUCCUCCAGCACUGUAAAUUAGAGCAUGCCGUGUGCGUAUACACCUAGCUGUAUACGUGCACUCGCACACGGGCGUUCUUUAAUGCGCGACAGCGAGACGCGCAAGUGCCACUAGAACCCGAUGAUUUACGGGGCCCUAACGCUGCUGCUGCUACGCUGCGCGUUUACGCUCGGCGUAAGUAAUGUACCUGCAUCUGGAGAGGAGGAGGAGGCUGUAUGGACGAGCGUUGCCGGAAAUCGAAGCGCUCGUCAAUCAUGCCUUUUGGAUUUGUAAGAAAGGCGCGAUUACAUGGACUGGCUACUUCGCGUUGGUGAUGUAUGCGCGUUAGAGUGUCACUUUGGAAGCUUUUUAAGGAGUCACGAUGCGGUAAACAUUGUUUGUGUUGUGAGGUUUGAAAAUUCGAGGCUCUUGAAUAACGAUUGUUAGACAAAUCUAAAAAAAUAACUGGAGAUUGUUGAAACAAUUUACUUUACUUGAAAACCGCGACGUUUUUCUUCCUUAAACGAUUCUAUUUCAUGUCUCAAUGAAUCACUUGAAAAAGCGUUAACGAUUCAGGUUUUCUUUCAAACGCACAAAACGCAAGCGUACAUAAUACAGCUUCCGCAACUGGAAAAAGUUCUCUUCAAGAUAAAGCACGAUUUACCUGGGUUAUGUUUGUAUUUAAAAACGACAUUUUGUUAGUGGAUCGCAUUAGUUUUGCGUUAGUUUUCGUCAACAGAAAAAGGGUAUAAGACUUCAUAGUUACAAAUAUAAUUGUUGCAUCGUUACGUGUAGAUAACAUGGUCAAACUUUUGAUAUUGAUGACUGCAUUUAUUGCGGUCACAUCUGGAGGUAAAAAGAAAAAUAUGGAACGCUCUGACCAACCAAGCACAGAAGUUAUUCACAGAUAUGAAGUAAUUCCUAUUUAUACUUACGUGCUGCAGUCUUGCAAUCACAAACUCCAACUCAUAGACAAAAUUGGACAGUUGAUAGUUGGAGAAGAUUUAGAUUCAGAAUCGUCGGACGAAUCAGGUUCAUCAAGUUCAUCGCAAAAUUCAUCAACUUCAUCAGAUAAGUCGGACACAUCAACUUCUUCGGACAACUCAGAUUCAUCGACUUCAUGCGACAAUUCGGACACAUCAUGCUCAUCGUCGGACGAAUCGGAUUCGUCGAGUCCAUCGAGCAAAUCAAAUUCAUCGAAAUCAUCGAGUGAUUCGGAUUCCUCGAGUUCAUCCGAUUACGAAAUUAUUAUAACUUAAAACAAGUGUAUGAGCAUUAAAAAAAAUAAAUCGUACCGGAUAAAAA
Nasonia vitripennis (jewel wasp) is the source of this 1776-nucleotide messenger RNA. Its product is annotated as dentin sialophosphoprotein-like. NCBI's taxonomy places the organism in Eukaryota, Metazoa, Arthropoda, Insecta, Hymenoptera, Pteromalidae. The transcript is spliced from 2 exons. The record is from RefSeq and is a predicted model, not a curated record. The coding region runs from base 1272 to 1730 and encodes 152 amino acids.